Gekko japonicus is the source of this 1828-nucleotide messenger RNA. RefSeq names its product interleukin 17 receptor B (gene IL17RB). NCBI's taxonomy places the organism in Eukaryota, Metazoa, Chordata, Lepidosauria, Squamata, Gekkonidae. The transcript has 11 exons. The coding region runs from base 72 to 1469 and encodes 465 amino acids. Gene Ontology annotation, molecular function: interleukin-17 receptor activity. The record is from RefSeq and is a predicted model, not a curated record.
UAAUUUGGGUGCUGCUGCUGCUAGGCACGGCGCUGAGCAGAUGCCGCUCGGAGGGAGAUGCCCAGCAGUCCAUGCAUUGUGGUACAGAAAACGAGCCUUCUGCCGAGUUGGAGAGGUGGUACGAAUUCACACCAUCAGGUCUUGACGAUAUCAGUGCCAGAAUUGUUGAAAAAGAAGGAACAAACCAAUUAAACAUUACUUGGACCAUUAGUGCAGAUGGCAGCAUUACAGGACUGAGUGCCACGAAGCUAUGCAUAUCAACACAGGGCCACCCAACCUGUAUUAGAUGUGAUUAUACAAAACCCUUUGAGAGCCAAACCAGGCAUGGGGAUCAAAAAUGGCAGUUCUACUAUGUUGGAUUUCCUGUAAAAGAGAAUACCAUUUACCACAUUGAUGGUCACAACCUACCACCAGGAAACCCAAAUGAGGACAUUCCAUCAAAAUACGUACAGCUGUCUUCUCCAGGCUGUGCAGAUGAUACCAUGAAAUAUAGCAAAGCUUGCAUAGAAAAAGGAAGUCUUUGGGAUCCAAAUGUAACUGUAUGUAAAAUGGAUUCAGAAAUAGAAGUGAAUUUUACAGCUAGUGCCUUGAGUCCCACUUAUAAAAUCCUCAUUUGUGACUCUGAAUUCCGUGAAUGCAGUGAUCAUCCAGUUAUAUUUCAUGCCAAGAAUGAUACUAGAAUUUCUGAAAAAAUACCAGUGAAUACUCCAAGCAGCAAAGACUACAUAGAGGUAAAUCCCUCUUUUCCAAGAUGUGGAAAUGAUUGUCGAAGGCACUCUAAGUACGAGCUUAAAUGUCCUGAAGCCGUGAAGACAUAUCCCAUAGGAAUGUAUGCUUGCAUACUUGCCGCAGUGUGUGUGACAGUGUCUGUCAUUGCUGCUGUAGUGUAUGUCAAGAAGAGGCACGGUACCGUCAGGAUGUGGCCCUUCUCCUAUCCUGCAAUACAACAAAGGCCUGUUAAGAUCCUUGUUAUAUAUCCACCUGAUGUCUGCAUUCACCACACAGUCCUUGGUUUUGCCGAGUUUCUACGUGAACACUGCCAAAGUGAUGUUGUUGUAGAUGUGUGGCACAAACGGAGAAUUGCUGAAAUAGGGCCAGUGCAGUGGCUUGCUAUUCAGAAAGAAUUAGCUGAUAAAGUAAUUUUUCUCAGUCCGAGCCCUCCAAGACCUGCAUGUGAGUCAGCCUGUAAAAGAUCUGUAGAAGGCCAUAAUGAGAACUCCGAGUGCAUGUUCACUCUUGCAUAUAACCUUUUCUGCAGUGACUGGAAAAACCAGUCAUCCCUCCACAAGUACGUGGUAGUUUCUUUGAGUGAUGCACUUUCAAUUAAAGCUCUCCCAAGUGCCUUGACUAUCUGUCCAAAGUAUUUUCUAAUGAAGGAUUUUGAUUCCUUUCUUAGAGAGCUUUACCUUUCACAGAACUCCAGCUGUGGUAAAGGCAGAAAGUCAAAGGACAGUUAUUGUUUACUUUAAAAAGUCAACUUCAUGUAUAAUACCCUCCCAAAAAAAUCCAGUUUCUGAAAGUAACGUCUUUCUGGCCCACACUGUGCUCAUUUUGUGUAUUAACCAUUUUCAUGCAACAAGUGCAUGAACUGUCCUGCCACUGAAUUGGUAGUGUCUUUCUAAAAGUGCUUCCAAUGCACUAAUUCUGUUUUCUAAAAUACACAGAACUGGAUACUACAGAUCACCAGCCUGCUCCCUUUCCAUCAGUUUUGGAAUCUGUCACUUGUACAGCAGCAACCUGGCAAGGGAGGGGAGUUGCCUGUCAUAAAGGAGGCAACUGUGGCAAAGGAAUCCCACUUGAAAGGAUCAGGUAGCAGAUGAUGGGAAAG